AAGCAUCGAGAGGAACACAUGUCUCGAAUCAAACGGAUCAGACGCAGCCAAAAUCUCGAAGUUUACUACCAGACGGUUACAAGAGAAGAAAAAGAUCUGAUUGUGAAGGCCAUGGGAAUGGCACAGGGACACUGGUUCAAGUGUCCAAAUGGUCACAUUUACUGCAUUACAGAAUGUGGUGGAGCAAUGGAAGAGGGCAAGUGUCCAGAAUGCGGCUCGAGAAUCGGAGGCCUUAAUCAUCAGCUGCGAUCUGACAAUCAGUUAGCUAGGGACAUGGAUGGGGCACGAUAUGCAGCCUUCUCUGACAUGGCUAACAUUCAAAACUUUGAUCCUCGCGACUUUAUGUAGAUUAGAACUUUUAAGUGUUAUUUUUGCGGAUUAAUUUAACC
Molecule: messenger RNA, 389 nt
Organism: Pocillopora verrucosa
Lineage: Eukaryota; Metazoa; Cnidaria; Anthozoa; Scleractinia; Pocilloporidae
Source: RefSeq, a predicted model, not a curated record